Messenger RNA from Triplophysa dalaica, 3409 nucleotides. It is a transcript of the gene ube3b, whose product is annotated as ubiquitin protein ligase E3B. Lineage: Eukaryota; Metazoa; Chordata; Actinopteri; Cypriniformes; Nemacheilidae. Gene Ontology annotation, molecular function: ubiquitin protein ligase activity; protein binding. Gene Ontology annotation, biological process: ubiquitin-dependent protein catabolic process; protein polyubiquitination. Bases 200 to 3409 code for a protein of 1069 amino acids. The transcript is spliced from 27 exons. The record is from RefSeq and is a predicted model, not a curated record.
CGUUGAUGGAUUAGAGCUGCGGUAUCUGACUCGCUCUUUUGUUUACCUUAGUUUUUCAUUUGUUCUCGCCCUCUAAGAGUCAAAUGGACCUCAAGGACAUCUGUCAAACCCAUGUGAAUAUGCAUUUAUAGCAUUUAUGUGACGUGUGACAACAGUAGAAUUGCCAGUCACUACAUUGGUGGAAGUUUGGAGCGGAACCAUGUUCACCACUACCCAGAUCUCCAAAACCCAGUUCCUGGAUAAAGCCAGGGUGGCAAGGGAGGAGAGAAAGGGCUAUAAGGAGAAAGAGAGAGCGGCCACUCAAAUUCAGGCUUUGGUCAGAAGAUUUAUCUGUCGUUGCAAGCUUCAAAGGGAAAUCAGACAAGAAGUUGAUGAUUUCUUUGCAGCCAUUGAUGCAGUUUCAGCAAAAAGAAAUGCAUUAUCUAUCUUCAAAAUUGCGAGAAAGUUAUUAUUCAUAUUGGGCAAAGAUGAUAAGUUGAGAUUUGAAAAGCUUUGUCGAACCAUACUAAGUAGCAUGGAGGUCGAGAAUGAACCAAAAGUGUGGUAUGUAUCGCUAGCCCUUUCAAAAGACCUCACCAUCCCCUGGCUCAAACAGAUCAAAGAUGUCCUCUGGGUCUCUUGCGAAUUCUUAAAGAAACUGAAGCCUGACAUACUGCAAGAUAAUAAAUUGGUGACUAUGUAUCUGACAAUGCUGAUAACCUUCACAGACACAUCCACAUGGAAAAUCCUUCGAGGGAAAGGCGAAGCCCUCAAGCCUGCCUUAAACAGGAUUUGUGAGAACAUCAUGGGAUAUCUCAAUCAGAAGGGCUUUUACUCUGUAUUACAGAUUCUGCUUACCAAUGGUCUGGCAAGAUCUCGACCUUCCCUUUCCAAAGGAACCCUCACAGCCAUUUUUACGCUGUCACUCAGGCCUGUUAUCGCUGCACAUUUCUCAGACAACCUGCUGAGGUCUUUUCUUCUCCACAUCAUGUCCGUUCCAGCUUUCAUCUCGCACCUUAACACACUCACUCCAGAUUGUAUGAUCACUAUCCAGACUCACGAUCUCUUCCGCAAGUUUGUCUUAUUUCUGAGCCGAGAGGAGCAGUGUUUGGAUAUCUGUGUCUGUCUGGAGGGAAGCCACACUCUCUGCUUACUUGGCAACCUCAUUCAGUUGGGAUAUUUUAAUGUAAAAGUCCUGGAGCAGGAAGCAAGUCACUUUGUCAAGGAUCUGAUAGAUAUGCUGUCAUACUGUCAGAGAUACGUCUUUCAGAAGAAAUCCAACCUCACCCACUGGCAUCCAGUUUUGGGCUGGUUUUCCCAGACUGUUGACUAUGGGCUUAAUGAGUCUAUGCCGCUGGUAACUAAGCAGUUACAGUGUUUAUGGGGCGUGCCUGUGAUCUGCACACUCUUCUGUGAUGUUCUCAGCAAAAAGCUGGAGACGCAAGAACCCACCCCACCACCCCUGCCUCAGGCAAACACGCUACAGAAUAACCUGCCCGUCAAAAAUCUGUUCAAGCGAGCGUUCCAGAAGUCAGCGUCUGUGAGGAACAUACUGAAACCAGUCGGAGGGAAGCGGGUCGACUCAGCCGAGGUCCAGAAGGUGUGCAGUAUAUGUGUGCUGUAUCAGACGGCACUCACCACUCUCACGCAGAUCCGCCUGCAGAUUCUCACAGGACUGACAUAUUUAGAUGAGCUGCUGCCCAAGCUGUGGGCCUUUAUCUGUGAGCUUGGGCCACAGGGUGGCCUCCGACUAUUUAUGGAGUGUCUCAGUAAUGACACAGAGGAGUCUAAACAGCUUCUGGCCAUGUUAAUGCUCUUCUGUGAUUGCUCCAGACAUCUCAUUACGAUUCUGGAUGACAUAGAGGUGUAUGAGGAACAGAUUUCAUUUAAAAUGGAAGAGCUUGUCACCAUCUCCUCUUUCCUCAACACAUUUGUGUUCAAGAUGAUCUGGGAUGGUAUUUUAGAAAAUGCUAAAGGGGAGAAGUUAGAUUUGUUUCAUAGCGUUCAUGGCUGGCUAAUGGUUCUGUACGAGCGAGACUGUCGCAGGAAAUUCACACCUGAAGAUCACUGGCUUCGCAAAGACCUGAAGCCUAGUCUUUUAUUUCAAGAGCUGGAGAAGGGCAAGAAGAGAGCACAGCUGCUACUUCAGUACAUUCCUCAUGUCAUCCCACAUAAAAAUAGGGUGCUGCUGUUCCGUAACAUUGUGACAAAAGAGAAAGAGACUUUAGGAUUGGUUGAGACAAGCUCCGCCUCACCACAUGUUACUCACAUAACUAUUCGUCGCUCGCGCAUGUUGGAGGAUGGUUAUGAUCAACUGCGGCGUCUGCCUGUGAACUCCAUUAAAGGAGUGAUUCGAGUGAAGUUUGUGAAUGAUUUAGGAGUGGACGAGGCUGGAAUCGAUCAGGAUGGUGUAUUCAAAGAGUUCUUAGAAGAGAUCAUCAAGAAGGUUUUCAACCCAGCGCUCAACCUAUUUAAGACCACCAGUGGGAAUGAGAGAUUAUACCCCUCCCCAACCUCCAGCAUCCACGAGAACCACCUUCAGCUGUAUGAAUUUGUUGGAAAGAUGCUGGGAAAGGCCAUGUAUGAAGGGAUCGUGGUAGACGUGCCGUUCGCCUCUUUUUUUCUCAGUCAGGUUCUGGGUCACCAUCACAGCACCUUCUAUAGCUCCAUAGAUGAGCUGCCCUCCCUCGACUCAGAGUUCUACAAGAACCUCACUUCCAUAAAGCGUUACGAUGGAGACGUCAGUGACCUGGGCCUAACUUUAUCUUAUGAUGAAGAGGUGAUGGGGCAGUUAGUCUGUCAUGAGCUCAUUCCUGGGGGAAAGACCAUGCCUGUCACUAAUGAAAACAAGAUCAGCUACAUCCACCUGAUGGCUCACUUCCGCAUGCACACCCAGAUCAAAGAGCAGACGGCAGCCUUUAUCAGAGGCUUCCGCAGCAUCAUCAACCACGAGUGGCUUCACAUGUUCUCCACCCCCGAGGUUCAGAGACUCAUCUCGGGAGACAAUGCUGAGAUAGACCUGGAUGAUCUCAAGAAACACACUGUUUACUAUGGAGGUUUCCAUAGCAGCCACCGAGUCAUUCUUUGGCUAUGGGACAUCCUCUCCAGCGAUUUCUCCCCUGAGGAAAGAGCCAUGUUUCUGAAGUUUGUCACCAGCUGCUCAAGACCUCCCCUGCUUGGAUUUGCCUACCUCAAGCCCCCUUUCUCCAUCCGCUGUGUGGAAGUAUCGGACGACCAGGACACGGGGGACACUUUAGGCAGCGUCCUGCGUGGCUUCUUCACCAUUCGUAAGAAGGAGCCAGGCGGCCGUCUCCCAACCUCCUCCACUUGCUUCAACCUUCUUAAGCUGCCCAACUACAGCAAGAAGAGCAUCCUCAGAGAUAAACUCCGCUACGCCAUCAGCAUGAAUACAGGCUUUGAGCUUUCAUAA